UACAUUUCCCAGGAGCCUCUGUCUCUUGAGGAAGGCAGUCAUGCGGAUAGAAACAGGAGUUGCAGUCCGCCGUGCUGCUCGAAGAAACUUGAAGGAAAGAUGAACGAAGAGGAGGAUGGCAGCCACGCAAACUCCUGCGCAGCCCCGCGGCUGCUCCCCGUUAAGUCUCUGGACGUGGCGGAGGCGGACGGAGCGAAGGAGCAGGCCUCCAAACUGUGCGGCUACUUGAACAAGCUGUCCGGUAAGGGGCCUCUGAGGGGGUUCAAGCUGCGCUGGUUCGUGUACGACCCGAGGAAGUGUUACUUGUAUUACUUCAGGUCUCCCCAUGAUGCCCUGCCUCUGGGCCACAUCGAUGUCGCCGACGCCUGCUUCAUGUACGACGUGGAGGUGGAAGAGGGGCAGUUUGAGAUCCGCACAGUCGGGAAGGAGUUCAUCCUGAAGGCCCCCAACAAGCAGGUGAUGCACUACUGGCUGCAAGAGUUGCAGCAGAAGCGAUGGGAGUACAACAGCACACGACCAGGAGGUCAGAGAGACAGCUGGAUCUCCCCGGCGCUGGUCCAUCCUUCCACCGGACUCGUAGGCAAAGAUAAUGAUACUUUCUUCAGUGAGAAACUCUGUGAAAACUUGGAGAAGGUUCGCAGUGAUUUUGCCUUUGAGACCGAGUCUGAUGCUGGGGGGAUGGUGGGGAUCCAGUCGGCCAGAGGACAGUCUUCUCCGCUCAACUUCUCACUGAAAAACUUUGGUACAGAGCUCAGAAACACCAUGUCAUACCUGCGACCCAGCAGAGCGGGCGAAAACAGACGCAGCAUGUUUUACGCCCACAACAACUUCAGCAGCUUAGAGGAGUGGGAGAUGGUGGAUGCACCACCCAAGGACUCCCCUGAACAGAAGCAUCCUCUUGACGGGCGCAGCAAUUCCUUCGGGUCGACAUUCACCUUUGAUUUUGGGCGCAACUCCUCACGACAUAAGAGGUCUUCGCUUCGAGAUUUGAAGGGGUUGGGGAGGCCCGGGCGUAGCUCUGAGAGUUCAGCGACAGAGUGUAACGGUGGCAAACAGUCAGACUCCCGGCUUCGUCUCCAGAGCCAGACAGAAGCGCUGAGUCAGAUGCAGCAGGAACAAGUCCGACUGAACGAGGAGCUGGCGAGCCAGAAGGAGCUGGUGAGACUUCUGCAGCAGACUCUAAAAACCUCGCAGUGCGACAGGUCUGCUGUUCACCGUCCAAUUCAGUCUGCGUCGUCGGACCAGAGGCAGGGUGCAGCUGCCGCUACAACCCAGGAAGAUGUGGCACACCUGGAGAAGCUGCUUCAGGACAGAGAUGAACAGAUUAAGUCUUUGUGUGGCCACAUGGAGCGCCUCUCUCUCAUAAAGGAGAGUCUGCAGCAGGAGCUGAAGGUCCUGAAAGUCAAGGUGGGGGAGAUGAACGACCAGCUGGGAAUGCUGAUGGAGACCAUCAUGGCUAAGGAUGAAGUCAUCAUUAAGCUGUCGCAGCACAGCUCUGCGCAAGACGAGAGCGGAUCACCAACGCCUCACAGAGAGCAGCAGGAGCUGGAUGUCCUCAAGGACAGCCUUCAGGGUUACAAAUCUCAGAAUAAAUUCCUUAACAAGGAGAUCCUGGAGCUGACAGAACUGCGGAGAAACGCGGAGAACAGAGAAAAGGCUAUAGAGGCGAAGUGCACGGCUAUGGAGGCCAAAAUGUGUCAGGUGGAGAGUAAAUAUCUGGUGCUGCUUCAGGAGGUCAGGACUCCGAUGUGUUCGUCGUCAGAGCAGAGCCCGGGCCGAGAGGUCAUAUCCAGGUUACUGGAGGACGCGCUGCAGGUGGAGAGUCCACAACAACAGGAACACACCAUCUUCAAACCGAACACCGUCAGUGAGUAUGACGUGUACGGCUUCAAGACCGUCCCUGAGGAGGAGGAAGAGGAGGAGAGGCUGGUAGCUAAGGUCCGGGCCUUGGAGCUGAAGUCCUUGUCCAUGACGGAUCAGGAGGUGUCCGUCGGGGUCAAGUGGGAGAAUUUCCUGGCCGGCACUAUGAACAGGGAUCUGGUUCGGUCCCCGGAGCUGAAGGCCCUGAUUCGCUGCGGCGUGCCCCACGAGCACCGCUCCCUUGUGUGGCGCUGGUGCAUCUCCUACCACGUCAAGAAGUUUCAGGAUUGCUUGAUGCCGGACUAUUAUGAGAACUUGCUGAAAAUGGCCCGGGAGAGGUCCAACCCAGCUUCCAAGCAGAUCGAGCUGGACCUGCUGCGUACGCUGCCCAACAACAAGCACUACGCCUCCCCGAGUGCAGAUGGCAUCCACAAACUCAGGAAUGUCCUGCUGGCCUUUUCCUGGAGGAAUCCAGACAUCGGAUACUGCCAGGGUCUCAACAGGCUUGCAGCCAUUGCUUUGCUCUAUUUAGAUCAAGAAGAUGCAUUUUGGACCCUCGUUGCCAUCGUAGAGGUCUUCAUGCCCAGAGACUACUACACCAAGACUCUGCUUGGCUCUCAGGUGGACCAGCGUGUCUUUAAGGACUUGAUGAACGAGAAACUGCCACGCCUCCACGCCCACUUUGAGCAGCACAAGGUGGAUUUCUCUCUCAUUACCUUCAACUGGUUCCUGGUUGUGUUUGUUGACAGCGUGGUGAGCGACAUCCUCUUUAAGAUCUGGGAUGCCUUCCUGUUUGAAGGACCAAAGAUCAUGUUUAGAUUUGCUCUCGCUCUGUUCAAAUACAAAGAAGAAGACUUUUUAAAGCUGCAGGACUCCACUGCUAUCUUCAAAUAUCUGCGAUGCUUUACGCGCACUAUCCUGGACUCAAGGAAGCUAAUGAACAUCGCUUUCUUCGACAUGAAUCCGUUCCCCAUGAGGCAGAUCCAAAACCGCCGGGCAUUCCACUUGGAGAAAGUCCGCCUGGAGCUGACGGAGCUGGAGGCCAUUAGACAGACGUUCCUGAAGGAGAGGGAGACGAGGCAUGAUGGGCGAAGCUUUGUCAGCGACGAUGAGGAGGACAACUGAUACGAAGAUGAAGAUCUUCUCUGCAGCCAUUGAGUUUUUUUUAAUUCUCAGUCAGUCUGAUGAACAAUGAUGGACGUCACAUGAAAGGAUCAAAAACUCACAUCAGUAUUCCUGCCUUUAUAUUCUUAUUUUGUAAAUGUUUGCUGACUAUUGUUUUUCUAUGUAUAAUUUUAUGUUAAUUGUAUCAAACAAUGAAUGAGCUUCUCUUUACGCCAAACCAACAUUAAUGGUCCAAAACAGUAUUGUUUUUACACCUUUUUAAAGGGAUUGUUUUCCUUUUUAUGCUGUAUUUUCAUUGAAAUUCUUUAUUUUACCAUAUUUACCUAUAACUACUCCUGUUUCACCAUUUCUAACCAUCUUUUUCCUUAUCUUCAUGUUUUUAAUGCACUUCUGAGGCCAAAGGUGAAUAUUUGCUGAAACUUUUUUUUUCUAUCAAAAAAGACGACACAAAAACAAAAGGUUUUCAUCUUCUAUUAGUUAAAUAAACCGGUUGAAUUUUUUUAUUUUGAGGAACAGUCGAACUAAAAAACCUGAGGGGUGUUAAAGUCUUAUUGAUUCCAGUUUUAUCUUUUUAAAUAAGCAGAUUUUUUUAAAGUUAAUAAUUACAUACAAAUUUCCAGACUUGCAUCUUAAGAAUAUUUACUUUGCGCAUGUUUUCAUACUGAAAUCGUACGAUGACUGCAUGAUGUAUCGAGGAGGAAACUAAAACCAAAUCCUUCAGCUCUCCACUUUAAAAUAACUUUUAUUCACGGAGAAACAGACCUUUUGUUUAUCAUCAUAUUUCAUUUAGUUCUUCAUUUGUUUUAUGGUUCAUUUGACUUUUUCUUCUCUGAUGUAUUUACACCUGUUGUCCUCAUGGUGGCAGCGUAGCAUUUGUUUUGUGUUUACACACAGGUACCCCACACAGGUACAGAAUGUGGUCUUAACAGCUGGAAAGUGUGUCAGUCAACCUGAUUGAUGCUUAAAAACCAAGAACGACAUCAGCUAUUGUGAAAUCAUCCAUGCUGUUGUACAUCCAGCUGCCUUCACAUCAUUUAUUUCUUUCCUGAUCCAUUUUCAGCAGUUUGUGAAACUCAAUAUUCCGAACGUCGGCGCAUGUUCGGGAAGUGAGCUGUGAAAACCUGGUUGGAUGGAGUCCUGGAUGCUGCUUCCUUACACCCUCCUGGGUUUUAGCCUGCUUCUCGUUUUGCUGCUGAAUCACUUCUUUUGUUUUCAUAGACUUAAACGGAGACGGCUGAAAAAUUCUCAACUUGAUUUGACUUUUUGUUUGUGAGAGCAGGACUCUCAUGGGAUCACAAUUUCCAAACUUUUUAAUAAACAUGUUUACAUGUUGGUGAAUAAACCAUGCUGUUAGUUUGUUUCUACUCUGUAAACAACACUUUUCUAAGCAGUGAUUCCCAACCUGGGGUCUGUGACCCCCCUAGGGUCCCCUCUUGUGUUUUUUCAAUGCUGAUAGUGAGGUUACCAAGAAUGUAUUUGUAAAAAUUACUUUUAAAAAAUCCAGAUAGCCAAUGUGAAAUCAAAACUCUGUAAGAAACAACUGUGUAUGGCUGUAGGGCCCUGGCAGGAAAGGGGUUACUCGUGAAAAAAAGGUUGGGAACCACAGCUCUAGAGCACGUCUGAAAGCAUUUAAAAUAUUAUUUUCUGAUUUAUUGUUCACAUAAAGGAAGCUGCACUGAAAGGUUAUGUUUACUCUCAGUAUUCUCAGCUCUGGACUGCAUAAGAUGGACUCGGAACCUUUUUUAUGUUCUAAGUGAUCAGAAAACUUUUUCUGUUAAAUCAUUUAAAUAAAAAAAGUUUAAUAAAUGA
Molecule: messenger RNA, 4794 nt
Organism: Nothobranchius furzeri (turquoise killifish)
Lineage: Eukaryota; Metazoa; Chordata; Actinopteri; Cyprinodontiformes; Nothobranchiidae
Gene: tbc1d2b
Product: TBC1 domain family, member 2B
Source: RefSeq, a predicted model, not a curated record